Molecule: messenger RNA, 6255 nt
Organism: Herpailurus yagouaroundi (jaguarundi)
Lineage: Eukaryota; Metazoa; Chordata; Mammalia; Carnivora; Felidae
Gene: UVSSA
Product: UV stimulated scaffold protein A
Exons: 14
Coding region: 1124-3235 (703 amino acids)
Biological process (GO): response to UV; transcription-coupled nucleotide-excision repair
Cellular component (GO): chromosome
Molecular function (GO): RNA polymerase II complex binding
Source: RefSeq, a predicted model, not a curated record
GCAAUGCCGGCAAGGGGCUGCGGCCCAGCCGGGGUUCGGAGGGCAGGCCCGUUUCCCCCCGCCACAAACCUCCACGCCCCGCCGGGCGUUUUCCCUCCUUCUCCCCGGGACAUGCCCUUCCACCCCGGGACUCUCCGUCCCCCUGCUUUCUUCCUGGGACACCGUCCUCUCUUUCUCUUCUUCCUCCCUGGGACGCCCUUCCCUCUCCCUCCUCCCCUGGACUUCCUCCGGCCUCCCCGUCUGCGUCCUCCCCCGCCUCCCCGCCCCGCCCGCUUUCUCCCUGGGACACCGUCCUUUCCUCUCUCUCUCUCCUUCCUCUCUGGGACGCCCUUCCCAACCCGUCCUCGUGAUGCCAUCUCCUCCUCCUCUCCCCUCCCUCCUCCUCCCGGGGACACCAUUCCCUCCUCCCCGCACACCGUCCUCUUCGCUUCCUCCCUCCCAGGGUCGCCCUUUUCUCCUCCCCGCACACCAGUCCCUCCUCUUCCCCUUCCUUCUCCACGGACACCCUUCCCUCCUCUUCCUCGUCCGAAUGGGGAUGCCAUGCCUUCCUCCUCCCCGCACACCAUUUCCUCCUCCUCUUCCCCUCCCCUGGAACACCUUCCCAUGGUCCUCCUCCUCCCUGGGACUCCAUUCCUCCCUCCUCCUCCUCCUCCUCCUCCUCCUCCUCCUCCUCCUCCUUUUCCUUCCAGGACAUUCCCUCUUCCUCCCUGAACACUGCUCUCUUCUGGGAUGCCCCCUCUUCUGUCCUUGGCUGUGGUGCGCUGGGCUUAGAAACACUGGCAAAGUCCCCCCGGAGGGAUCCAUGAUCAGUGGGAGGUGCUGGGAGGGCGCUCAGUUGAGCGGCUCCUUGCUCCUGCCAAGUGUGCAUUGAGUGGAGUCAGUGUCCCUGACAAACGUUACUUUUCGAGAGCUCCUCCUGGCUCCCUGUACACCUGCUGGCCUCCCUCCUCCGAAUAAAACAGCCUGGGGCAAGCCUGGCAUCCGUGCUGCCCCCAGUCUCUGUCCACGCUUAGUGGCUGCCUUCCCCGGGCCUUCCUCCUCCCAGCCCGCAUUCUCCCCUCACCCCCACCCUUUCCUCUUCUUUGUGCACACCUGCUAGGUGCUUAGCAUUGGAGUGCUAGACAUGGAUCAAACACUUUCAAAGUUGGUAGAAGAGCUCACGACUUCAGGAGAACCCCAACUGAGUCCCGAGAAAAUGAAGGAACUGAAGAAAAUUUGCAAGUCUUCGGAGGAGCAGCUCCGCCGCGCCUACCACCUGCUCAUGGCCCAGCUGAGCCGAGAGCACGCCGAGGUCCGCCUCUCCGCCUUCCAGGUCAUAGAUCAGCUCUUCGCCCGGUCUCAUCGGUUCCGGGUGCUGGUCGUCUCCAACUUCCAGGAGUUUCUGGAGCUCACCCUGGGCACCGACCACGAGCAGCCCCUGCCGCCCCCCAGGGAGGCGGCCCAGAGGCUGAGGCAGGCGGCCGCCAGGGCUGUCCAAGGAUGGCACGGGAAGUACGGCGCCGCCUACAAGAAGCUCGCCUUGGGCUACCACUUCCUGAGACACAGCAAACAGGUGGAUUUUGAGGAUGUGAGCGCACGGACUCUGGCAGAAAGAAAGCGGGAGGAGGAGAAGCAGAAACGCUUGGACAGAAUCUACAGGGAGAGGUGUGAGCGGGCCGUCAGGGACAUGGAGGAAACGUCUGAGGAGAUCCGGUGCUGCCUCACGGAGGUGGAGAGCUGCUUCAGGCUGCUGGUGCCGCUGGACUUGGCCGAGGGCCCGGGAGCCGCCUUGCCCACCGUGGCCUUCGGUGCGUCUGAAGGGGGCGCCCCUUGCCUGGCCGGUGCCUUGAGGCCUGGGGACGAGGAGCCCUGUUGCAGCAAGAGCCUGCUCGCCUGUGCCCGCCCUCCGUCUCCCCCUCCCUGGACCGCAGGGGACUCAGGGGAGGAGGACGAGGAGGACGAGGACCGGCAUGAGGACAGCGACGGUGACAAGGAAGGGUUUGUGCGGCGCCACGGACUGGGCUCCCACAAGUACACGCUAGAUGUGGAGCUCUCCUCAGAUGGCCUGAGGGUGCACGAGGACGAGGACAACCACGCCGUCAUCCAGUCUGCCCGGGACGCGCUCAAGCUUAUCCGAAACAAGUUCCUGCCGGCCGUGCGCUCCUGGGUACAGCUGUUCACCCGCGCGGGGAUUCGUGGCGGGCACUUGGAAGCCGCCAUCAACCUGAAGGCGGAACUGGAAACUGCCCUGAGGAGAUCUGGGGAGCUGGACAUCGAACCUGAGGAGGGGCGCAGGAGGGAGACGGGCCCAGCGGUCGGGGACGAGGAUGAGGACGAGGACGACGACUUCAUAGAGGUCCCAGAGAAGGAGGGCUAUGAGGCUUGCGUCCCCGAGCACCUGCAGCCCGAGUGUGGGCUGGAGAGGGACCCGGCAGCACGGGGCUCGCGGGCCCGGAAGAGGAUGAGGAGGGAUGAGGAGGCGCAGGACCCCACCUGUGCUGCCGCCCAGCUGCACGCACUGCAUGGACGCUUGCCCCCGCCCCCGAGCCCCAGGGCACCUGUGGGACCAGAGGAGGCUGGGAAGCUGGCCGCAGAGAGGGCCCGGGCGCCUGUCGUGCCCUUUGGGGUGGAUCUGUGCUACUGGGGCCAGGAGCAGCCGCCGGCCGGGAAGAUCUUCAAGUGUCCCUCUGAGCACCGCUUCUGGAAGCCCAGUGAAGCGCACGUGGAAGUGGACAACGCCAACGUCUCAGAGAUGCUCCGGAGCCGCUACAUCACCUUCGCGGGGAAGUUUGAGCCCGUGCGGCACCGCUGCCGCGCCCCGAGGCCCGAUGGCCGGCUCUGCGAGCGCCAGGACCGGCUGAAGUGUCCUUUCCACGGGAAGAUCGUCCCGAGAGAUGACGCGGGGCGGCCCCUCCGCCCGGAGGACCGGGCCUGGGAGCAGAGGCGGCUGCAGCAGCAGCAGCAGCAGCAGCAGGCGGGACGCCCGGAGUGGCAGGACCCCGACUUUAUGAGAGACGUGGAGGCCGCCACGGGAGUAGACCUUGGCUCGUCUGGGUCCAGCGGGAGAGGCAGAGGAAAGAGGAGGAGACGCAGUGGCCUCACCGACCUGAAGCAGCAGGCCGACACUGCCCGUGCGCGCAUCGCGAAGAAGGUGUUUGCUAAGGCAGCCGUGCAGAGGGUCGUCACGGCCAUGAACCAGAUGGACCGCAAGAAACACGAGAAGUUUGCAAACCAGUUUAACUAUGCGCUGAAUUAGAGGGCCAGACUGGGCGUGUGUGGUCCCCUCUGGCCGCAGCUCCUCUUCGCCCUGUGCCAGCGCUCGAGGACGGGCGAGCGGGCACGGGACCGGGUCGCCACCACAGCCACCGUUCCUGUGUGUGCUUCGUGGGAGGAGUUAGCGCGUAUUCUAAUUAAAGUGCCCCAGAGCCGUGGACUGUCCCUCCCGCGGGGGUGCCACUGUCCUCUGGGCUCCCGUCUGGCCCGAGAGCCUGGAGGACACACGGGCAGCUGUGUCUCAGUGGGGCCUCUUACAAAGCCUGUACAUCUUACAACGUGGCUCAGAGUCGAUGGGCCACGUGUGACCCCUGGCCCCUUCCCUGGGCGGCGAUCGCUCGGAGGGGCUCCAGGAAACCCACACUUCUACGCGCACACCGUUUCUAAGACGAACACACCAGAAGUGAACCGCUCAGGGCGCUGUGCCUUGUGCCUCCAACGCACACGUGUGGGGUGGUGGUUCUGCGUUAGAAUGCCCACAACUACCUCACUGCUCUUGUUCUUCCAAGGACCGCGUUCCUGAGACAGAACCCACAUACCAUAGCAUUCACCCUUUCAGAACGUAUAACUUAGUGUCAUUAAGUGUGUUGACGGUGUUGUGCGACCCACACCACCUGAUUCCAGAACUUUGCAUCACCGCAGAAGAAGCCCUGUCCCCGUGGGCAGGCGUGUGCAGCACCUCUGGAUUUGUCUGCGGGUUUGCGCCCUUUCUGGACGUUUCACGUGAAUGCCCCUCGCGUCCGGCGUCGUCCGCUUAGCCCCGUGUCUCCAGGGUUGUUCCGUGUGAUAGAAUAUGCCAGAACUCCAGCCCCUUUUGUGGCCUAGUGAUGAUACCCAUUGAGUGGAUGCCACACCCGUUUAUCUGUUCGUCACGGACAUGUGGGUCGUUCCACAUCGCUUGUCUGUUACGAAUAAUGCUUCCGUGAACGUUUGUGUACAGGUUUUUGUGUGGACGUGUAUUUUCAUUUCUUUUGGGUUUACACCUAGAAACGGAAUUGCCGGGUCAUAUGGCGACUCUGUCUGACUUUUGGAUGAACUGCUGAACUGUUCCAAAGCCGCCGAACCAUUUUACUUACAUUCCCACCGCAGCGCGUGAAGGUUCCAAUUUCUUGUCUGCGCUUGUCCACGCUUGUUAUUAUCUGUAAUUGGCGUAAAGUGGUGUCUUGAUUUGUAUUUUAGUCUGUAUUUUCCUAGUGACCAGUGGUAUCAUUUUUUCGUGUGUUUGUUGGCCAUAGAAAUAUCCGUUCAGAUCCUUUGACCAUUUUCAGUCGGAUGGUUUGUUUUGAGUUGUAAAAAUUCUUUAUCUAUUCUGGAUGCCAGAUCCUUAUAUCGUGUGCCAAUACCUUCUCCCAUUCUGUCUCACUUCCUCAAUAGUGCCCUUAGAAGCACUAAGUUGUUACUUUUGAUAACAUCCAGGAUCUGUUUUUUCUUUUGUUUCUUGUGCUUCUGGUGUGCUGUCUAAGCAGCAUGGUCUGAUCCAAGGUCAUGAUAUACCCCUAUGUUUUCUUCUAAGUGUCCUUAUCGGGUUAGCUCUUAAAUUCAGGUCAGUUUUGUUUUGAGUUAGUUUUGUAUAUGGGCGUGAGGUAGGGGCCCAACUUUGUCCUUUUGUGUGUGGAGAAGAUUAUUCUUUCUGACCCACUGAAUUAUCUUAACACCUUUGCUGAUUGUCGAUUGGCCAUAAAUGUAUGAAUUUAUUUCCGGAUUCUCAGUUCUGUUCCACUGACCUAUAUGUCCUUAUGCCAGUGCUUCAGUGUCUUGAUUAAUGUAGCUUGGUGGUAAGUUUUGAAACCUGAAAGUGAGUCCUCCCUCCAGCUUUGUUCUUUUUCAAGGCUGUUUGGCUGGCCUGGGUCCCUUGCAUUUCCAAAUGAGUUUUAGGAUCAGCUUGUUAGUUUCUUCCAUCCAAAAAAAAAAAAAAAAAAAAAAAGGCAGCUGAGAUUUUGACAGAGGUUUUGUUGGAUCUAGGGGUCACUAUACUUAAUACCUAGCCGUGUGGCUUAUGCACUCGGGGUCUCAUGAUCGUUAGGCUCUUCCCCAGCUUCUUUUAGCAACGUUUUGUCAGUGUCCACAUUUUGCACUCAUUUUGUUAAAUGUGUUCUCAAGUAUUUUAUUCUUUUUAAUGCUGUUGCAAAUGUAACUUUUUCUGAAUUUCAUUUUAGAUUGUUCUCAAUUUGUAGAAACUCAACUGAAUUUUGUAUGGUUUUGUAGCCUGAAACUUUGCUCAACUCGGUUAAUUCCAAUAGCACGUGCGUGCAGAUUUCUUAGGAUUUUCUCAACACACAGUCACAUCAUCUGCAAACAAAAUGCUUCCUUUUCAGUUUGGAUGCUUUCGUUUUUUUCUUUUGCCUAACUGCUUUGGCAAAGUAGAAGCCUCGAGUACAGUGUCAAGUAGCAGUGGUGACAGUGGACAUCCUCACCUUGUUCCUGGGCUUGGGGAGGAAGUUUUCAGAGUCUCACCCCAUGGUACGGUGUGGGCUGUGGGCUUUUGAAGAUGGUUUUUGCCAGGCUGAGAAAGUGACCUUCUAAUUCUACUCUGUCCGGUGUUUUUGUCUUGAGAAAACGUUGCAUCUGUGCGAUGUCCAUCCAUCUGUCUCUACUGAAACGAUCAUGUGGCUUUUGUCCUUUAUUCUGAUGAUACGGUUUAUUAUGUUAAUUGGUUUUUGUACGUUGAACCACUCUUGGCUUUCAUGGGAUAAAUCCCACUUGGUCGUGAUAAUUCUUUUUAUAUAUUGCUGCAUUUGGUUUGCUAGUAUUCUGUGAUUCCAUUGACCUAGUGUGCUAGUACUUUGUUAAGGACUUUUGUGUCUGUAUUCAUAAGAGAUAUCAGUGUGUAUUUCUUCUUGUGUUGUCUUUGUCUGGCUUUCGUACCAGAGUACUACUGGCCUCAUAGGUUGAAUUGGGAAGUGUUCCUUCCUCUCCUGCUUUUUUGGGAACAAUUUAUGGAAGAUUUGUGUUAAUUCGUUAAGCAUUUGGUAGAAUUCGCCCGUAAAGUCAUUUGGUCCUGGA